Molecule: messenger RNA, 1785 nt
Organism: Ramularia collo-cygni
Lineage: Eukaryota; Fungi; Ascomycota; Dothideomycetes; Mycosphaerellales; Mycosphaerellaceae
Product: related to NIMA-like protein kinase
Exons: 2
Coding region: 1-1785 (594 amino acids)
Biological process (GO): chromosome segregation; protein phosphorylation
Cellular component (GO): nucleus; cytoplasm; centrosome
Molecular function (GO): ATP binding; protein kinase activity
Source: RefSeq, a predicted model, not a curated record
AUGGCGACCGAUGCCGACUACGAAGUUCUGGAGAAGAUUGGACAGGGUUCCUUUGGUGUGAUUCGAAAGGUAAGACGCAAGGGCGAUGGCGAGGUUCUCUGUCGGAAGGAAAUUUCCUACACGCGCAUGUCGGAUCGGGAAAAAGAGCAAUUGCAUGCCGAGCUUCGCAUCUUGGAGAGUCUGAGACAUCCCAAUAUUGUACAGUACUGUCAUCGACAGCAUCUCAAGUCAAGUCAUGACCUACAUUUGUAUAUGGAGUAUUGUGGGAAUGGCGAUUUGGGUGGCUACAUUCGAAAGCUGAAGGAGAGGAACCGUUUGGCGGAUGAGGAUUUUGUUUGGACCAUCUUUGCACAGUUGGUCAGCGCGCUGUAUCGAUGCCACUAUGGCGAGGAUCCCCCACCGGCGGGCAAGGAGGGUGAUGCGCGGAAGGGCAAGACGUUGGUGAGCAAGCAGGGCCAUACCGUCAUCCUGCAUCGUGAUUUGAAGCCUGAGAAUGUCUUCCUUGGAGAGAACAACAGCGUCAAGCUGGGUGACUUCGGCCUGUCCAAGAUCAUCGCCUCGCACGACUUUGCCAGCACAUACGUCGGCACUCCCUUCUACAUGUCACCUGAGAUUUGCGCCGCCGAGCGCUACUCUCAUCACUCUGACAUAUGGUCUCUGGGUUGCAUCAUCUACGAGCUUGCAUCUCGUCAAGUCCCUUUCGAAGCACGAUCCCAUAUGGAGCUAGUGCUGAAGAUCAAGAAUGGCCGUAUCAAGCCUCUCCCUUCCCAAUACAGCCAAGACCUGACCGAUGCUAUAUCUUGGUGUCUCAAGACCGAUCCUCGUCAGCGCCCGGACUGCGCACAGCUGUUGAGUUUCGCCAACAUCAAGGUCGCUCGAACUCGUCUGGAGCAGGCUGAAGCUCUCGGACAAAUGGACAAGGUCGUGCGCGAGAGAGAUGCCAUCUCGGGCAAGCUCACCGCCGCGCAGAAGCUCAUUUCAGACUUGCAAGUUGAAGUCACAAAGCUGAAAGAGGCAAACAAGAAGGUUGAGAUGGAGUGGCAUGCCCGUGCUACGCUCGCCAUCGACCAGAAAGUGCAGGAAGCUUCAGACAAGCACCGCACUCAGCUUCUUGCCCAGUUUGAAGCGGCCAUUGAUCAGCGUGCGGAAGAGAAAUUGGCGCUCCAUCUUGCAUCCCUCCCGGCAAGUCAGCAGUUGGACCCGGCAUCUUCCCAUAUCCGGUCCAGCACGCCACCUCCGGGCAACAAACAAACCACCGCAGCGUUUGCCUCUUUCUCCAGCAAGCUGCCUGAGUCCGACACUUCUUCACUUCCUGAAGUUCUCGAGGAUUCCCUCCCCAUUGACACAGACCUCACCAGCCUAUCUCUCUACGACACACUCCCCGAAGAGCCGGAUGAGAACGAGGCUUCUCCGCUUGCAAACCGCCGCAUGAAGCCACCCCCAAAGAAGGCAGUCCGUAAGCCAUUUACUCGGGCCAAGACUCUUGCAAACUGCAACUUCAACGUGCGAGACUCGCCCAUGGAUGUCCACAUGGCGUCUCCUAGCCCUUACAAAGGCUUGGGACUGAGUCCACGACGAGUCGUGCACACUGGAGAGACCGGAAAGGGAGAGCUGAGAGGCGAAGUGCCGCUGAAGAGGAACAUCUUCAGCGUUGCGGCUGAGAAGGAGAAUCGCGCACCCGUGAGAGGCCGGACACUGGUCGAACUACACGGCCGAAGUCCUGCCAAGUGGAGGGCGGAGGUGCACGGGGAGGAGAUGCCCAGCCCUUUUAUCAAGAGGCGCUGA